CCGAUCCACGAGUAGUCUACAAAGAAGAUAGUUAUUACCCAAACCGACCUUGUUGCAUUGACAUCAAAUCAGCGCCUGCGCAUACCCUUCUUGGUUUGUUCCCAAAUUCGUUAUGUUCUUUUUCCUUGGCUUGCCCCCCUAUGUUCUCUCUGUGAAUCUCUAGGUCUCUCGGGUUCCACGGGUCCGUUUCGUGCUGACCAGACGUUCCGCCUAGCACUAAUACCAUUCGACGCAUCUAGGUACAUGUACCCGCAAUCUGCGAUCGUUUAUAUCCCUAUGCGAUCCGCCAGCUCUUGACUUUCCGAGCCACCCUCACCCCGUUUUCCCUAUGACGAAAUCAGAAAAUCAAGAGAGGCCCAACAGCCGACAGCAAAGUCCAGCUCCUGACGUCCAAGACAAGAAAGCGGAAAAUAGCAAAGAGGAGCGAAAGAGUAAUGGCCUCGCUAGCUAUUGGCGCAUUUUCAGAUAUGCGGAUCGUACAAGCUGGAUACUCAACAUAAUUGCAGCGAUUGCAGCGAUUGCAGCAGGGACCAUCCUCCCUUUGAUGGACUUAGUCUUCGGAAAAUUCGUCACAACAUUCACAAGAUUCGGAACUGGAACUCUUACACCCGCCGAAUAUCGAUCAGAGACAGCUAAAUUCACGAUCUGGUUUGUUUACCUUUUCGUGGCAAGAUUUUGUACAGUCUACAUUCAUUCGGUGUGCGUCUCGGUGGCUGCUAUCCGUACUACAAAAGCUUUGAGGGUAGACUUUCUUCAGAGCACUCUUCGACAGAAUAUCGCUUUUUUUGACGCGGCAGAAUCUGGCUCAAUUUCCACGCAGGCUGUGGUCAACGGAAACAACGUCAAUAACGGAAUCUCAGAGAAGCUGACACUGACCAUACAGGCACUGUCACAGUUCGUCUCUGCUUUUGUCGUUGCCUUCGCAGUCCAGUGGAAGCUCACUUUCAUACUCUUGAGUAUUGUUCCGACAAUCAUAGUUGUUACCGGUAUAUGCAUAGGCAUUGAUGUUAAACAGGAAGGAUCGAUUCUCGAAAUCUACUCUCAAGCUUCAUCUCUGGCUGAGGAAAUGUUUUCUACGAUGAGGACAGUUCAUUCAUACUGGCUUCAUCCUCUCUUGUCUCGUAAAUUCGAUGGCUUUCUAGCUGCGGCGAUGAAGAUUGGCAUGAAGAAGUCGCCCAACUACGCAGUUCUCUUCUCCACUGAGUUCUUUUGUGUCUAUGCUGGAUACGGCUUAGCUUUCUGGCGUGGGAUUCGUAUGUUUGCAUCUAGGGAGAUCGAUCAACCAGGCGAAGUAUUCGUUGUGAUCUUUGCAGUUAUCGCUGCUGCUACUGCGUUGACGCAAAUUGCCCCCCAAAUCCUCGUCCUUACGAAGGCUACAUCGGCGGCAGAAGAGCUUUUCCGCACCAUCGACACGAUUUCCGAAAUCGACCCUCUUUCGAAAGAAGGAAAAGUACCUGAGGAAUGUCUAGGAAGUAUAGAGAUCAAGGACGUGCACUUCUCGUAUCCUGCGAGAGCAGACGUUCCUAUUCUUCGUGGUCUCACUUUAUCCAUUCCCUCGAACAAAACCACCGCACUUGUAGGCGCUAGUGGAUGUGGGAAAUCAACAAUCGUCGGAUUGUUGGAGCGAUGGUACAAUCCAGCCAGUGGAUCAAUCACCUUGGAUGGCGUUGCUCUCCAAGACAUCAACCUUAGCUGGCUCCGGUCAAAUAUGCGCCUGGUUCAGCAAGAGCCGGUACUUUUCAGCGGGACCAUAUACGAAAACGUUGCAUAUGGCCUGUAUGGGACUGAAAAGGCUAACCUUACGAAAGACCAGCAACGUGCCCUGGUAGAGCAGGCAUGUCAAGAUGCAUAUGCCGACGAGUUCAUAAACCGACUUCCAAAGGGAUACGAAACAGAGGUCGGUGAACGCGCAGCGAUGUUAUCCGGAGGGCAAAAGCAAAGGCUUGCAAUAGCCCGCAGCAUUGUAUCAGAUCCACGCGUGCUAUUGCUCGAUGAAGCAACCUCUGCACUUGAUCCAAAAGCAGAGCGCAUUGUUCAGAAAGCGCUUGACAACGUCUCAGCAAACCGCACUACGAUAGUAAUUGCCCAUAAACUGUCUACCAUCCGUGGUGCUGACAAUAUUUGCGUACUGUCCAGCGGGAACGUCAUCGAACAAGGUACACAUGAGCAGCUCCUAGAUGCGGAUGGCGCAUACGCGCGUCUUGUGCGCGCCCAGGACCUAGGUCACGCUGGCGAAAAAGAUGAUCCAGAAAAGAGUCAGACAGAAAAGCAGGAUCUGAGCCUUGUUCGCACGCAGACUCAUGUGACGAACGCAGAAGACACCAAAAAAGACCAAGGAAUGCGCGACGGAAUCAAUUAUGGCCUUGUAAAGUGCAUCUAUCUAGUUCUCAGCGAACAAGGAAAACUAUGGCCAUGGUUCAUCCUUCUCACCAUAGCGGCGGUGGCUGGAGGAUUGACCUUCCCGGCCCAGGCAAUCCUGUUCUCUCGUGUUGUGAACGCAUUUCAAUUACCUCCGGGCGAGUCGGUGGAUCAAGGUGACUUUUAUGCCUUGAUGUUCUUCGUAGUCGCGCUUGGGAACUUGGCUGUUUAUGCAAUUAUUGGAUGGGCGAGCAACGUUGUGGCGCAGCAUGUUUCACGCCACUAUAGACUGGAGAUCUUAGAGCUGAUCCUCAAGCAAGACAUGGUUUUCUUUGACGAAGAAGAAAAUGCAGCUGGAGCGCUCUCAUCCCGCCUUUCCCUAUAUCCAAAUAAUCUUGUUGAGUUAUUAGGCUUCAACCUUAUGCUCAUCCUCAUCAGUUGUGUCAAUGUUAUCUCGAGCUCCAUCUUAGCUCUCAUCGUUGGGUGGAAGCUUGGUUUGGUGGUGGUAUUUGGAGCCCUACCCCCGAUGAUAACGGCGGGAUAUCUUCGCAUUCGAUUGGAAUUCAAACUAGAAGAGGCAACAAGCAAACGUUUCUCGAGUAGCGCUGCGCUUGCUUCUGAAGCUGUAUCCGCUAUACGCACAGUCUCCUCGCUGGUACUGGAACGAUAUAUCAUGGAGAAGUACCACGAGCGCCUUGAUGGAGUUGCCGGACGGUCUGUAAAGGCUUUGAUAUGGACCAUGUUCUGGUAUGCCCUGACACAGUCUAUCAAUUUCUUGGCCAUGGCCUUGGGAUUCUGGUACGGAGGCCGUCUUAUCUCAUACUACGAAUACACGACUUCGCAAUUCUUCAUCAUUUUCAUAGGAGUGAUAUUCGCCGGUGAGGCAGCAGCAUCCUUUUUCUCAUAUACUACGAGCAUCACGAAGGCCCAAACGGCCGCAAACUACCUGUUCUGGCUACGAAGGCUCGAACCAACAGUGAAGGAGGACCCAAGCAAACCACCGCAUGGUGACAGGGAUGAAAAAGAGGAGCCAACUCGCAUUGAAUGCCAGGAGGUCAACUUUGUUUACGCAAGCCGAGCCAAUUCGAAGGUAUUGGAUGGCAUUGAUAUCGAUGUGCAACCCGGACAGCACAUCGCCCUUGUUGGGGCAUCGGGCUGUGGCAAAUCCACAAUGAUAGCUCUUCUCGAACGUUUCUACGAUCCGAUAUCUGGAAAAAUCAAUUUCAAUGGGUUGUCCCUAGCCGAUCUGUGUCCCCGAAAGUUCCGCUGUAGGGUUUCCCUAGUACAACAGGAGCCCGUUCUGUACCAGGGUUCCAUCCGAGAAAAUAUAGCUAUGGGUGUCGAUGAAGAUGUCACUGAUGCGCAGAUUGAAGACGCUGCCCGGCAAUCGAAUAUCUUGGAUUUCAUCACCUCCUUACCCGAGGGAUUCGCAACGAUGUGUGGAAACAGGGGGACGCAACUCUCAGGAGGCCAGCGACAACGUAUCGUCAUCGCGCGGGCUUUGAUUCGGCAACCGAAACUCCUUCUUCUUGACGAGGCAACAUCGGCCCUGGACACGGAAAGUGAAAAGGUGGUUCAGCUGGCGCUGGCGAAAGCACGAUCAGGGCGAACGACUGUCGCAGUCGCACAUCGAUUGAGUACAAUCAAAGAUGCGGAUGUUAUCUUGGUGUUUUCCAAGGGUCAAAUCGCGGAAAAGGGUACACACUCAGAACUUUUAUCCAAACGAGGCAUGUACUAUGAAAUGAGUCUCGGCCAGAGUCUUGACAGGAGUAUUCCGGCUUAGUCCAAGGGAUAGACGGCAUGUACUAUAUUUAAUGUAAUCAUAUCUUCUCUCUAUUGCCAGAGUCCUUCGGACUCUGCACGUGGCAAUCAUUAAUAAAAUAAACGUGUACCUACCUAUAAGUCGCUUUAUGAGGAAGGAUACAAUUAGAACCUUGGUACUUGUUUCGACCCCUGCGUGUAUGAAUUACAGCUAACUUCCUGUACUUGGAUCUGCUAUUGAUGGGUAUUUAUCUGAAGUGGGCAGGCAGUGGUUCGUUCUGCUCAU
This is a messenger RNA of Aaosphaeria arxii CBS 175.79, 4405 nucleotides long. RefSeq names its product P-loop containing nucleoside triphosphate hydrolase protein. The record is from RefSeq and is a predicted model, not a curated record. Gene Ontology annotation, cellular component: membrane. Gene Ontology annotation, molecular function: ABC-type transporter activity; ATP hydrolysis activity; ATP binding. Gene Ontology annotation, biological process: transmembrane transport. Bases 329 to 4141 code for a protein of 1270 amino acids. The transcript has 10 exons. Lineage: Eukaryota; Fungi; Ascomycota; Dothideomycetes; Pleosporales.